Paralichthys olivaceus (Japanese flounder) is the source of this 524-nucleotide messenger RNA. NCBI's taxonomy places the organism in Eukaryota, Metazoa, Chordata, Actinopteri, Pleuronectiformes, Paralichthyidae. The record is from RefSeq and is a predicted model, not a curated record.
CUGAGGAAGAGGAUGAACCAGAGACGAGUCUCUUCGACCCACAGUGAUUGAUAUUGAGAGGAUGGGAAGGAGAAGUUGGUGAGAGGAGGCAAAAGGAAAACAGACGGAGCAGCCAUGACGUGGAGGAGCCCCCUGGCUGUGGUCAGGGAUGCUCUGGAAGGUCAGAGGGCAAGGCAGAAGGACCUCCGCAACUUGGUGUCCAAUCUGCCUUAUGAGGGACUAGAGAAGGCAAAGCAACCCAACCGCUACUUUCUUGGAAACGCCAUCAAGACCACCAAAUACACCCUGCUCCUCUUCAUCCCCAUGAACCUCUUUGAGCAGUUCCAUCGUCUGGCCAACCUCUACUUCGUGGGCCUAGCUAUUCUGAACUUUGUCCCUGUGGUGAAUGCGUUUCAGCCUGAGGUAGCUCUUAUUCCUAUUUGUGUCAUCCUGUCUCUGACGGCCUUGAAGGAUGCCUGGGAGGACUUCAGGAGGUACAAGUCAGACAGGAAGCUCAACAACACACCGUGCUUCAUCUAUAGCAG